Molecule: messenger RNA, 7380 nt
Organism: Miniopterus natalensis
Lineage: Eukaryota; Metazoa; Chordata; Mammalia; Chiroptera; Miniopteridae
Gene: DENND4A
Product: DENN domain containing 4A
Biological process (GO): regulation of Rab protein signal transduction
Cellular component (GO): cytoplasmic vesicle; ESCRT I complex
Molecular function (GO): protein binding
Source: RefSeq, a predicted model, not a curated record
GACUGAAACAGCAGGCCUGGGCGGGCGGGGGUGCCGCGCAGGGCGGAGCGCUGGGCUGGGGAUGAGCUAAGCAGGCUCCGCGCCGCGGCAUUCAGCCCCUCGUGUCCCGCCGCCGCUCGUGAGGGGACCGCUCUCCCAGUUCGACCGGCUGCUCGCUCUGGAGCCAGCAGCGGUGAGUACAGUAUUUCUCAAACUCUGAGGCUUGCAGAAUUCACAAGGUGAGAUCUGGCAUCAUUUUCAGAGAAAGACUUUCAGUAAUGUGGUUAGCCUAAGUAACAAAUGCUUAACUACUCUGACCUAAUGGAACUAUAUGAAAAAUAAAAAAGAACCUGAAUUGAUUGGACAGAGCUUGAAAGGGAGAGAAACAAGUCUCUAUUAGUUGCUGAAUGGAUGUAACCUUCUGGAAUGGAAGAUGAUUGAAGAUAAAGGGCCUCGUGUUGCUGACUACUUUGUUGUAGCAGGAUUAACUGAUGUUUCAAAACCUCUUGAAGAAGAAAUUCAUUUCAAUGAUGCCUGUCAUAAAGUAGCUAAACCAAAAGAACCUAUCACAGAUGUUUCAGUUAUUAUUAAAUCUCUUGGGGAGGAAGUGCCACAGGAUUAUAUGUGUAUUGAUGUUACCCCAUCUGGAUUGUCAGCUGACCUCAAUAAUGGAAGUCUUGUGGGGCCACAGAUUUACCUUUGCUAUAGAAGAGGAAGAGAUAAGCCUCCACUUACAGAUCUGGGGGUUUUAUAUGACUGGAAAGAAAGAUUGAAACAGGGGUGUGAAAUUAUUCAGAGUACUCCCUAUGGACGCCCUGCAAAUAUUAGCGGCAGUACCUCAUCACAAAAAAUUUAUAUCACUUACCGAAGAGCCUCUGAAAACAUGACUCAGAAUACACUGGCUGUCACAGACAUAUGUAUUAUUAUACCCAGUAAAGGAGAAAGUCCACCACACACAUUCUGCAAAGUCGACAAGAAUCUCAAUAACAGUAUGUGGGGAUCAGCAGUAUACUUAUGUUACAAAAAGUCAGUGGCAAAAACUAACACUAUCUCUUACAAAGCUGGUCUGAUUUGUAGAUAUCCUCAAGAAGAUUAUGAGUCAUUCUCACUCCCAGAAUCUGUUCCCCUAUUUUGUUUACCAAUGGGUGCAACUAUUGAAUGUUGGCCAUCGAAUAGCAAAUACCCUCUCCCUGUAUUUUCUACAUUUGUGUUAACUGGAGCCUCAGCUGAAAAGGUCUAUGGUGCUGCUAUUCAGUUUUAUGAACCAUAUCUUGAGGAGAACCUCACAGAAAAACAGAGACUUCUUUUGGGUUUAGCAUCAUCAGCAGAUGGGAAGUCUGAUAGUUCCAAAACAGUUCACACUAAUAAGUGCAUCUGUCUUCUUUCUCACUGGCCUUUUUUUGAUGCAUUCAGGAAGUUUCUGACGUUUUUGUAUCGUUAUUCCAUCUCUGGACCUCAUGUCCUUCCAAUUGAGAAGCAUAUUUCUCAUUUUAUGCAUAAAGUUCCUUUUCCAUCUCCUCAGAGACCACGGAUUUUAGUUCAGUUAUCACCACAUGAUAAUCUGAUCCUCAGUCAGCCUGUUUCUUCACCUCUUCCACUAAGUGGUGGCAAGUUUUCAACACUACUUCAGAAUUUAGGCCCUGAAAAUGCUGUGACACUACUGGUAUUUGCUGUAACAGAACAUAAGAUUCUGAUCCAUUCCUUACGGCCUUCUGUGCUUACUAGUGUGACAGAAGCAUUAGUGUCUAUGAUAUUCCCUUUCCACUGGCCAUGCCCAUAUGUUCCUCUCUGCCCACUGGCCUUGGCCGAUGUCUUGAGUGCACCAUGUCCAUUCAUAGUAGGAAUUGAUUCAAGAUACUUUGAUCUCUAUGACCCUCCACCAGAUGUUAGUUGUGUUGACCUAGAUACCAACACCAUUUCUCAAACCGGUGACAAGAAAAAUGUAGCCUGGAAGAUACUUCCAAAGAAACCAUGUAAAAAUCUGAUGAACACACUGAAUAAUUUGCACCAGCAAUUGGCAAAAUUGCAGCAGAGACCAAGAGAUGAUGGACUAAUGGACUUAGCAAUGAAUGAUUAUGAUUUUAAUGCUGGAAAGAGGUUGCACAUGAUAGAUUUGGAAAUCCAAGAGGCGUUUUUGUGUUUCAUGGCCUCUAUUUUAAAAGGUUAUAGAUCAUACUUAAGACCAAUAACAAAAGCCCCGUCUGAGACAGCUACAGAUGCAAGUUCUCUUUUUGCCCUACAAGCUUUCUUAAGAAGCCGGGACCGAUCACAUCAAAAAUUCUAUAACAUGAUGACCAAAACACAAAUGUUUAUUCGCUUCAUUGAGGAAUGUUCUUUUGUCAGUGAUAAAGAUGCAAGCCUGGCGUUUUUUGAUGAUUGCGUAGAUAAAGUGGAUAUGGACAAAAGUGGUGAAAUGCGACUAAUAGAAUUGGAUGAAUCUUUCAAAAGUGAACAUACUGUUUUUGUAACACCACCUGAGAUCCCCCAUCUACCCAAUGGUGAAGAACCCCCUUUACAGUACAGCUAUAAUGGAUUUCCAGUUCUUAGGAACAAUUUAUUUGAGAGACCUGAAGGAUUUCUACAAACACGAAAGAGCAAACUGCCUUCAAAAUCAAGUAGUCCUAGUAGUCCUUCUCCCAUGUUCAGAAGAACAAAACAGGAAAUUAAAUCAGCCCAUAAAAUUGCCAAGCGGUAUUCUUCCAUUCCUCAGAUGUGGUCUAGGUGUCUACUACGUCACUGUUACGGACUAUGGUUUAUUUGUCUCCCAGCUUAUGUGAAAGUAUGUCAUUCAAAAGUCAGGGCUCUGAAGACAGCAUAUGAUGUGCUUAAAAAAAUGCAGUCAAAGAAGAUGGAUCCACCAGAUGAGGUGUGCUACCGAAUUCUUAUGCAGCUCUGUGGACAAUAUGAUCAACCAGUGCUUGCAGUUCGAGUACUUUUUGAAAUGCAGAAAGCUGGUAUUGACCCCAAUGCCAUUACUUAUGGCUAUUAUAAUAAGGCUGUCUUAGAAAGUACCUGGCCUUCACGAAGUCAUAAUGGCUAUUAUCUUUGGACAAAAUUAAGAAACGUUGUUUUAGGAGUAGCACAGUUCAAAAGAGCUUUAAAGAAAUAUGCACACUUAUCACAAACAACUCUCUCAGCAGAUGGCAGUGACCUGGAUGCUGUUAGUCAUGGCAGCAUGGAUAGUGGUCAUGGGACACACACUGUGGAGCAGGCACCUUUUAAUACGGGUUUAAUCAAAGUAUAUGCUACUGAUGAUAGAUCUAGUACAGGUGGCCAGUCUGAUCUUGGAUAUAAUUCAUUAUCUAAAGAUGAAGUUAGAAGAGGAGAUAUAUCUACUGAGGACAUUCAAGAAGAAAAAGAUAAGAAAGGGAGUGAUUCUAGUUCCUUAUCAGAGAGUGAGAGUGCAAAAGGAAGUGCUGAUUGUCUUCCUAAGCUCAAUUAUCAAAGUUCUUCCAGUAUAGUUCGCCUCAGUGGUACAAAUACCAACAGUGCUGAUAAAAUAUCAGGAGAAAGCACAGAAAGCACACCUGAGGCACUCUUCAUAUCGUCUUUUGAGGAUACGAAUGAAACAGGAAACAUUCAGAAUCGAUGCUUCAGAAAAAGGCAUAAAAAUGGCAGUGAACCUAAUUUGCAGCAGCAAAUGUCCUGGGGAAAUAGAAACCGCAAUCAUAGUGGAGGAGUAGUGAUGGGACUUAUGCUCAGUAGAAUUAACCAGGAAGCAAACCCUGGAGAUAUGGUUGAAAAAUUAGGAGCUGAUGCAAAAAUUCUUUCACAUGUUAUCUCAAAAAGCACAAGACCAAAUAGUCUUGAUGUUGGAAGGCCAUCUUUAAGAUCAAAAAGAGACAGCCUAGAAAAGGAAUCUAGUGAUGAUGAUACAACUUUUGAUGGUUCUAAUUGUUUGACAGAUAAAGUGGAUUCUCCAGUUAUUUUUGACUUAGAAGACUUAGACAAUGAAACCUAUGGGUCAAAAAUGGGAUAUGUUGCCACACAAAAUCCUAAAAGGAUUCAACGUAUGAACAGCAACUUUUCAGUAAAACCUUUUGAAAAAACUGAUGUUGCAACAGGAUUUGAUCCCCUCUCUCUUUUGGUUGCUGAGACUGAGCAGCGGCAAAAAGAGGAGGAGGAAGAAGAUGAAGAUGAUAGCAAGAGUAUUUCAACACCAUCUGCUAGGCGUGAUUUAGCUGAAGAAAUUGUGAUGUAUAUGAAUAACAUGACCAGUCCUUUGGCAAGUCGGACACCAAGCAUUGAUUUACAACGGGCAUGUGAUGAUAAAUUAACGGAUAAGAAAAGUCCAACAUUUGUUAAGGCAUGUAGAAGAUCUAGCCUGCCUCCUAAUUCUCCCAGGCCAAUGAGACUUAUCAAAUCUAAAAGUUACACAAAAAGUGAAGACAGACCAAGGGAUAGACUCUGGUCUUCUCCAGCCUUCUCAUCUACUUGCCCAUUUAGGGAAGAAUCUCAAGAUGCAUUAACCCAUUCAUCACCUUCAUUUCAUUUAGAUACACUACUAGUACCUAAACUAGAUGUUCUAAGGAGCAGUAUGUUCUCUGCUGGAAAAGGAGUCGCAGAGAAAGCAAGCAAAUGGUACUCAAGAUUCACCAUGUACACCGCAUCAGCCAAGGAUCAAAGUUCUGAUCGUACCAGUCUUUCUUCAGUGGGAGCCCAGGAUUCUGAAUCCGCCUCUUUAACAGAUGAAGAUGCCUGCCCAGAGUUGGAAGGAGCCACUUCCUCCCAAGAGUGCAGUGCCACCACAGGGACUAAGGGAAUUGAUUUGAGCAGAACAAGCCUAGAAAGUUCUGCCUCCCUAGAAGGAUCCCUGUCAAAGUUUGCCUUACCUGGGAAAUCAGAGGUGGCGUCUUCCUGCAACACGAGUAAUACAAAUAUCUUCCAGAACUAUGCAAUGGAGGUUCUCAUCUCAAGUUGCUCUCGAUGUAGAACUUGUGAUUGUCUUGUCCAUGAUGAGGAAAUCAUGGCUGGCUGGACAGCAGAUGAUUCAAAUCUCAAUACUACAUGCCCGUUUUGUGGCAAUCUUUUCUUGCCCUUUUUGAAUGUCGAGAUAAGAGAUUUAAGACGACCUGGAAGAUACUUUUUGAAGUCAAGUCCAUCUACAGAAAAUAUGCAUUUUCCACCCUCCUUUUCAAGUCAGACAAGGCAGCCUUGUAUCUCAGCAUCAGCCUCUCGUCUUGACACACCUGCUAUCUCUAGUCAAGGGAAUUUUGAUGUAAAUAGCAAAUCUAAACAGCUGGAAAAUGCAUAUGCCCGAAGUAUUCAGAUCCCUGCUGAUAGAUCAAAAACAGCUAUAUCAAAAUGUCCAAUAUUUCCAAUGGCCAGGAGUGUCAGUACUUCUGGUCCCUUGGAUAAGGAGGACACUGGAGGGCCGAAGCUCAUUCCUACAGGCAGCCUGCCAGCUACUUUACAAGGAGCUACAGAUUCUUUAGGAUUAGAAUGGCACCUCCCAAGUCCAGAUCCUAUCACUGUCCCAUAUCUUAGUCCUUUAGUGGUAUGGAAGGAACUUGAAAGCUUAUUGGAAAAUGAAGGCGAUCACGCAAUUACAGUGGCAGACUUUGUGGAUCAUCAUCCAAUUGUCUUUUGGAACCUGGUUUGGUAUUUUAGACGACUUGACUUACCCAGUAACUUACCUGGAUUGAUUCUUUCUUCUGAACAUUGUAAUAAGUAUUCAAAGAUUCCCCGCCACUGUAUGUCUGAAGAUAGUAAAUAUGUUUUAAUACAAAUGUUAUGGGACAAUAUGAAAUUACAUCAGGAUCCGGGACAGCCCUUGUACAUCCUCUGGAACGCCCACACCCAAAAGUAUCCAAUGGUCCAUUUAUUGCAAAAAGGUGAUAAUUCAUUUACCCAGGAACUAUUGAAAAAUAUGGUAAAAAGCAUUAAAAGGAAUGAUGUCUAUGGACCAAUGAGUCAGAUUUUAGAGACACUGAAUAAAUGUCCUCACUUUAAAAGACAGAGGAGUUUAUAUAGAGAAAUACUAUUUCUCUCACUUGUGGCACUGGGAAGAGAAAACAUCGAUAUAGAUGUAUUUGAUAAAGAAUACAAGAUGGCAUAUGAUCGUCUCACACCUAGUCAAGUCAAGAGUACACACAACUGUGAUAGACCGCCAAGUACUGGGGUGAUGGAAUGUCGAAAAACCUUUGGAGAACCUUAUCUUUAAGAUGUGUGUAUGUGCGUGUGCGUGUAUACUUUCAAUAUGUAUUGUAUAGUCAGUGUAUAAAAUAGCACUUUUAGACUGUAAACUUUUUUUCUUCAAUUUUUCAAAACAAAUUUGUAAAUGGUUCAGAAUGUCCAUAUAGCUUAUGUACAGAAUGUUUUAAGAAGAGAAUAGUGACAAAUGAGGAGAGAGCCACUUUGUUUCUCAUUUCCUUUUUUUCCUUUACUUUCCUUGCAACAAGCAAUUAUUUUUGUGGUGAGGAAAUCCCUAAACAAAAUUAGUUCCCAUAAAGUAAAAAAACCAUUUUAUGGUUUCUCUUAGAAGAGACAGAUUGAAAACUCAUGUAUGGAACUUGAACUAAUGUAGGGUCAAAGCAUCUCCUGUUUUCACAGACUAGUCAAAUGUUUUGACCAGGAAGUUGUAUUAUACAUAUUUUAAAUUGUUUAUAGUAAGUUGAUAUUUUUUUAAUUUUUAAACUAAUAUAGCAAACUUAAAAUGAACGAACUUGAACUUAUGAAGCAAGCAACUAAGUGCUUAUUUUCCUUGUCUGCUAUUUGAAAUCAUUAGUACAGCUGCAGAUCUCUAUAUGUGUAUCUAUCUAUCUAUCUAUUUUUUAUUACUUGGGGGAAUGAUUCCAAAGUGUCAGUGCUAGUGUUCAUGUUGUCCUAGAAUUGCAUGUUAGUACUCCUAAGCCUGACUGCAGUGGGUGAGUCAUGGCAAGGGUGUGCACUGCCCAGACUGACUCAUUGAGUCUCAUAGAAGGAGAGCCCCAGAGGUUCCAAGUCUGCUUCUGCAAAAUCAGGUUCAGCAUACCACAAUUCCAAAAUUUCUCUAUCUCUAAUAGAUACAUACAGUACACAAGGAAAAUAGCUGACAAAGCCAAAUAUCAAUUUAAAUUUUAAUAUUCUACACAAAUAUUUAUGUUGGGAAACAUAUCAGACAGUUUACUCUAUCCCAGAUUUUAACCUUAAUAACCAAAAUAUUGGGUAUGAUGCAAAUUGUACUGUAUUUAUCGGGAAUAAGACCUACUGGAGUAUUUGGUUAAUAUUAUAUAUACAUAUAAAUAUUCAAAAAAAUUUUUCAAAAGUAGAAAAGUAAUAACUCUCUAAAAGUAAAGCCAGAGAGAAUUUCCCAUACUGAGGAGCUUGGCUUUUUCAGUAACCCUUCAGAAUCUGAAGUUUAUGGAAUCUAAAUCCAAAAUACCAGAAAUCGGACAAUAAAUGGAAUGUUUAAGCACCAUG